AUGUUUAGAAACCGUUUUUUCAUUAGGCUUCAAAGCAAUAAAGGUGUGGGGCAUCACAAAUUUCCCCGCCGCGCGACGCAUCAUGCCGUCAGUAGUGCAAAGCUUGGAAAAGAGCGGUUUGAUCUUAUGGAAUCCCUUCGCCGUGAUAGAGAAGAAGCGGAGCGCAACCGAAUGCUCCCGUGGCGUAGUCGUCUAAAGAAACUGCAGGAAUACCCGUGGAAAUUCUUUAUAGCAUUUAUGGUGUUUUGGUCAUGGUUGGGGACUUAUGCGGUGCCUUAUCUUAAAAACAUGCGUCCGGGUGAAUUACCAACGGUGUGGGAGGGACGUCCCAUUCCUAAAGAAUUGAAAGAAAGAGCAACGCCAAUGCCGCACUUCCGUCGCCUUUCAAAAGGUAUCGAUGAAAGUUGA
Trypanosoma brucei brucei TREU927 is the source of this 408-nucleotide messenger RNA. RefSeq lists its product as hypothetical. The coding region runs from base 1 to 408 and encodes 135 amino acids. The transcript has a single exon. NCBI's taxonomy places the organism in Eukaryota, Euglenozoa, Kinetoplastea, Trypanosomatida, Trypanosomatidae. The record is from RefSeq and is a predicted model, not a curated record.